AGAUUCAGAGGUGGUUAGAUGGGAGCGAGACAUCAGCGGCACAGUCGUCUAUAUCUUUCUGGAGGCUUCACGGUUAGUAGAUCUGCUGUGCGCUGCAUGUGCUGACGCCACGGUGCUGCUGCUACUACAGACAAGAGUGGGCAGGUCGCGUUCACAGUAAUACACAGCUAUAACGUCGCAAACUGUUUUUAUAAAUUGAUAUCACGACUGUGGGACUCGGUGUCUCGGCGUUUUCUCGCGAGCCACCUUUUUCCCCCGUACCAUUCGGUCUCGGCUGAACGUGCACAACAAACAGCUCUAUCAUCAACAGCAGCCGCCGCCGCCGCCGGUCGCGUCGAGUAGCUGCCCCAGAGAAAGAAAGAAGAGAGAGACAGCAAGAGUGCGUCUGUGCUGCGCGCGAGAGUACUCGGUUGUUGUAUCAGACAUUUGCCUUAAUAAUUUUAGAACUAUCCCAUCGAAGAUUAAUUUCCUGUUGGAAGCAAGAUAUUAUUUUAGAAGUUAGACAGUAAGAAGAUGGUCAUGGAGGCAACCCCUUCUCCGCAGAGUGUCGGUCGCGAGUUUGUCCGACAAUAUUAUACUUUACUGAAUCAAGCUCCAGCCCACCUUCACAGAUUCUACAAUCAACAUUCUUCCUUUGUACACGGAGGAUUAGAUUCCAAUAGAGAAUCUACACCAGCAAUUGGUCAAAAACAGAUCCAUCAGAAGAUUCAACAGCUGAACUUCCGUGAUUGCCACGCGAAGAUAAGUCAAGUCGAUUCUCAGCUUACUCUUGAAAAUGGUGUCGUUGUGCAGGUUUCGGGUGAAUUGUCUAACGCUGGUCAACCGAUGCGUCGUUUCACCCAAACCUUUGUGUUGGCGAUACAAGCACCGAAGACCUACUACGUCCAUAACGACAUCUUCCGCUAUCAAGACCUGAUAUUCCCUGACGAGGAAGAAGCUGAUGGCGUAGGCGGUGUGGAAGGUGGCGAGAGCGGCGAGAGAGAGGUCGAGGAGAGCGGCCGAUCCGAGCCUGAGGAAGACGAACAUCCGACUCAGGCUCAGCAGUUGACAGCAGCUCCAGCUGCAACCGCUCCCGAGCAGCAAACUCAGCCGCCGCUCAUCCCGACACAGCAGCCGCCGCUUCAGCAGCAGCCGCCAAUAUAUUAUGGUGGGCUGCCAACUCCAUCGCCACACUUGUGUGUAUCCACGACCAUUCAGGUUCAUCAGGUGCAGCAAGUAAUGCAACAAGUUUUGAACGGAUCAGUGCACGAGGAGGCGUCGCUGAUGAAUCAACAACCGCCUCCACAGCAGCAACAGCCGCCGCCGCCUCCUCCGGCCCAGCAACAUCAGUACAUAGCUGAGCCGACCGCGCAGUCCCAGUUCGUGAAGGAGAAAGAACACGACGGGAACGGCGAGCAGCAAAAACAGCAGAGCGAGGACGAGCAGCAGACCCCGACGGAGGAGAGGACCGAGAAACCUGAGGCGGAAACUUCCUCUCCGAAAGAAGUUGAACCGGAACGGCCAGUUUCCAAUGUCGCCGUUAACAGCAAUGGGCCUAAGACUUACGCGAACCUAGUGAAGUCUUAUCCAAGCACCACAGGCGCUACGAGUCCUCAAACUCCCAAGUUGCCUGCUUCUCCGCCGCCGAUGACGAAUCUACGCUUGGACGACAGAACGCCGUUGCAUCCUGCGAACAAUGGAUCGACGCUGACUGUUGCCGGCAACGUGACUGCAGUUCAGCAGCAGACGCACCGGGUUGGAAAUCCACCGUCACAACAACAGCAGCAUCCGCAGCAGCAACGAGUUCCGAGAGGAGGUCUGGUACAGAGAGAUGGAGAAAGGCGUGGUACAAGACAAUACAGCGAUGCUCAUCAACUCUUCCUGGGCAACCUACCGCACAAUGCAUCCGAAAGCGAUUUACGUCAGGUAUUCGAGCGUUACGGAAGAGUUGCGGAGUUGCGUGUGCACAGUAAAUCGAAUGACAGGUGCAAGGGUCCACAAGGCGGAAACAAUACUGCGCGAGUGCCUAAUUACGGUUUUAUCACAUUCGAAGAUCAGCAGGUUGUUACCAAGGUGUUGAAUUCUUUGCCUAUUUACUAUCCUGACGAGAGUGGACAGAAAUUGAACGUGGAAGAGAAAAAGGUGAGGCCUAGAAUGUCUCUGGACGGUAGUGGUGGAAGAUUGAAUUCCGGAGAUGGUGGCAUACGUUCCAUGGGCGGACAGCAACAGCAACAACAGCAGCAGCAGCGUGGCCCAGGUGGACCUGGAGGAGUAAUGAGAGGCGGACAGCACGGCGCUCGAGGCGGACGUGGAGGAUUCUCGCGGGGAGGCGACGGUGGCAGGGGCGGCGGUGGUAUGCGACAGCCCGGUAACCCAAGCAACCCUGGCUAUCAAAACCGUCGCUAAUACCAGCCACAGUACAGGACAGUUGCAUCCCCCAGUU
Odontomachus brunneus is the source of this 2422-nucleotide messenger RNA. RefSeq names its product ras GTPase-activating protein-binding protein 2 (gene rin). Lineage: Eukaryota; Metazoa; Arthropoda; Insecta; Hymenoptera; Formicidae. Gene Ontology annotation, cellular component: cytosol; ribonucleoprotein complex. The record is from RefSeq and is a predicted model, not a curated record. Bases 514 to 2385 code for a protein of 623 amino acids. Gene Ontology annotation, molecular function: mRNA binding. The transcript has 9 exons.